Molecule: messenger RNA, 4088 nt
Organism: Castor canadensis (American beaver)
Lineage: Eukaryota; Metazoa; Chordata; Mammalia; Rodentia; Castoridae
Source: RefSeq, a predicted model, not a curated record
GCCAUUUUUGGGCUCCCAGAAUAUGUACUUUGUAUUUAUUCAACUCCUAUCAAGUGGGUCUGCUUGGUUUGCCAUAAUCCUUAUGGUUGUUACUUGUCUAUUUCUUGAUGUUGUGAAGAAGGUAUUUGAUCGACAACUCCAUCCUACAAGUACUGAAAAGGCACAAAUGUACUCCAACACUGUCGCUUUAAGUGAUGAGUUCAUCGCACUGCAGCCUUUGUCGAGGGCAAGGAAUCAGCUGAGCAGACUUAGCUUACUGAAGCAAAUUCAAGUAUCAAGUGCUUGGACUCCAUGUGCUGUUUCCCAGAAGGAGAAACAGCAUGCAUGUCUGUUGGAAGAAUGCUGGAACGAGUUAUAGGAAGAUGUAGUCCCACCCACAUCAGCAGAUCAUGGAGUGCAUCGGAUCCUUUCUAUACCAACGACAGGAGCAUCUUGACCCUCUCCACAAUGGACUCAUCUGCUUGUUAAAGGGGCUAUAGUACUUUGUGGGAGUGAUUUCACCUCCUUUCCUCAGAUUUGGGGUGGUCAUCCUGUAACUGGCCACUCUAGCUCUGAAAUUACUUCUGGCAUCUCUAACUUAUUUCAUGCCCACUCAGAGUUACAGUGGCAGACAAACAGAAACAUUAACAUGAACUCCUUCUUUCCCCUUAAUUUGAAUCUGAACUUGUUAAAAUUUGUGAAUAAAGAGAUAUUUUUAAUCUGUCUGGGUUGUCCCUUUUGCUAAUGGGACUCCUAAUGGCAUUUCAGCCUGUUGCUGAGGCCACUAUAUUUUAAUAUUAAGGUAGAAAAAGAGAUAACUCUUAGUUAUGUGUAUUUUUUAGGAUUAGCUGGGUUAUGCAAUCCUCUGUUUAAACCUGCAUCUGUAAAUUAUGCUGAAGGUUUGCCUUGAAAACUUUAUUUUUUUAUUAGAAUUAUAUUUGAAGCUUUUCCUUGGAAAAGUUAAUGUGAAUAUUAAGGAAUUUUGGUCCCUCGGUGACCUGAGUUGUUAAUUCGUUAGUGCUUUUUAAGUUCACAGAGCAAAUUAGGAGAAUGCAUUUCCAACCAUUAUUUACUGCAUAGUAGGUAGUAAAUUUAUACUGAUGCCAAAUUUCUCUAAAUAUACUGUAACACAACCAGUGAAGUUAACCAUAUAAAUGCAAAGGGAAUAGCAUAUCUUAUAUUCAAAUCAGAAAUCAGGUCCAUUCACCAAUUUGCAAAUUAAUGAGUUUACUAAUAUUUUUGUGACCAAAUAUGGAGAACCCAUAGUGAAUAAAUUAGAUAGCAUUAUCAUAAUUUAAUGUCUGUUACCAUUGGAUCUUUUGCAUGCUUUAACCUGGAUAAUUAAAUUUCCUUUUUUUCUCUCCUUAUCCAAAGGCUCUGUUUAUAGUUAUUUUGUGAUGAUGUUGUAAAGUUCAACUAUAUCAAUAAAAAACCAAGUUUGGACAGUAUUUAAAUAUUGCAAAUACUUUUAAUUAUACAAAUCAAUGUAUGACUAAUUCAGUGAAAACAGGAAUGCCUCUUUCUAUGGCCAAUUGAGAAUUGUUCUUGCCUUUCUAUAAGCUGAACUUUAGAAUAAAAGAUUUUUCUUAAGAAUCUUGCUGUUUCUAGUUUAAUACAUGUUACCUAAGUUACAGCAGACCACCAUAGUAAAGUGAAUUCUGCCAGUGGCCCCCUUGUAAGGUAUGUUGUCAUGUGUGGCUAUGGAAAGAAAAUGAAACAAAUUAUAAGAUGCAAAAGGUUUAUUGGCAAAAAGAAUUUUAGCAGCAGUAAAUUAGAAUACUAAGAAUGAUUAAUCAAACUCAUUGCACUCAAAACAUCUCCAACCCAAAUUUACCAUAUAGAUUCAGCAUCGUUUUAAGAUUUGUAAGUAAUUAUUAGUUUAAAAACUUACCUAGCUGUAAGCAUGUAAUACAUAUGCAUAUAAAAUGAUAAGAAAAUGGUUAAAUGAGGUUUUGCCAGAUGUUCCCUUGAGAAUAGUAAUUCCUUCACAAUUAAUUGUUAAACUGUCCAUUCUUUUCCCAUUUCAUGAAUAGAAGAUGUCUGGGCUUGGACUGGUAUGGAAAGAGUGGCAGAAGAGAAUUAAGACUUUACCCUUGUUUGCUAGUAAAUACUUGCUUGUCUCUUUCAAUAAUGCAAGGCUGGUAGGUUACCCAUCUCAUAAAUAGUCCUUCAACUUUGAUACUCCAAAGUUAGGUUUAGGAAGCUCUGUUAUUUUGGAAAUACAUUAUACAAUGUGUAAUAAAUACACUCACCUAUUCAUGUUCCAGAGAUGAAAUAUUCAGUAGAAUAGUUUAGUGGAGUAUAUAAAAUUUUUUUCCUUCUUAAAAGUCAAGUUAACAAACAUGCAUAUUAACAAAAUGAUAUUCAGUAGGCCUACAAGACAUCUACCUUACAGUGUUAUGUGUACCAUCAAAUAAACUGACUACUGACAAAGGACUGCAAAAGCAUUAAGUAGUCCCUGAUCCAUUGUAGCAAAACAGGAAGUCAGCCAGCCUAGGUGGGCCUAUAACGUGACUUACUAUAAUUUUCUGCAUUCAUCAUUUGCAGUUAAAGAGUUUUUUAUUUUGUUUUGGUGGUGCAAAAGAUCAAACUCAGGGCUUCAUGUAAGCAGAUAUUCUAUCACUGAGCUACAUCUCCAGCACUUCAUUUUUUUUACAAAAAAAAAAAGUUUUUGAAUAAGUAGGGCCAGUGAGUAGCUAAGUGUAGAACACUUACCUAGCAUGGAUGAGGCCCUAGGUUCCAUCCUCACACCUCAAAAAAUAAGCAACAUCUAUUGAGUUGCUCACCCUGCUUUGCUGUUUAAAACACACUCCAUUUUUUGAGGAAUACUGUCUUGUAAUUUUAAGAAAAGGGUUUCCUUAUAUUUAUUUAAGAAAGUAAUAAUGCAGUCAACAGUUUUCUAGUUCUGAUAUUCAUAUUGUAAACCUUUACUACAUAAACACUAAUUACAGAAAAGUUUCCCAUUGGCCUAUUUCUUUCAAAUUCUUCAGAAACUCCGAUAUUGGUAAUGAACUUACUGUAAUCUGCAGAACCAGAGUAAAAUGCUAAAUGUGUUACUGCUUAGUUAACUAAUGGUCUCAAAUCUCUUCGCCCCACAUGCUUGCCUUUGCGUCAGCUAAAGAGUUGUAGGCCUGAGAUAAUGACAAGCAGCAAGUUAGUUUCCACAGUUGCCGGUCAGCAGCUUCAGGUGCCUCAGCAGGCUGCCAGACAGAGUAGAGUGUGGGCCAGCGAGAACAACAGCUACCAGGCUUGCUCUGAGCCUGAGGAGAGAGGGCAGAGCUAGUGGUCUCCUUUGCUCCAACUCCUCCUUCGGUCCAAAGCUUCGGGGUGUAUAAAGGCCUUCCGAACUGACCCGCAGCCUGGCACUGGCCUGAGAAGGAGAUUAAACAGGGAAGUCACCCUCUUGGAAACACCUGCAUUCAGCCCUCUUUCUAGGACCGAGACUGAGGCUUCUCUGCUGCACAAGAUUGUGGAACUGAACUUGUCUGAGAAGUUUAAGACUCCUGGUAGGAGUCAAGAGCACCAAAAAAUUUACAGUUAAGAGCAGAAAGUGUUCAAAAUGUGCUACUCUGAAGACCUCAUGGAGGCUGGAAGGCAAGGAGGAUCUUCCACGCUGUUUUCCCUAUAAAAAUCAACUUGUAGUUUGAUAUAAGCAGGUUUUAAUAAAACUAACAAGCCAAACAGUUUUGUGUAAGACAUACAUGUUUUAUUAAUUUUUGUCCUUUGUAGACAUUUUUAUUUCUAUCUUAAAAUGAGUCACCUAUUUUCAUAAAAAUACAAUAUUAAAUGUUUAGUGUGAAAUAAUUUUAAUGAUUUUUCCAACAAAAAAAUCAUAAUGAUGUUUAUAAUAAUGGUGAUUGUUAGAUUUUUAUGAGGAGUGAGUACCUGGAAAUUCUGUAUCAAUAUUUAGUUUAAAAUUUUGGAGCUCAGACACUGUGGCUAUCUAUAAUGUAAUCCUUUAAAAUCUAUGUUGUCCAUAAUUAGAGCAUCUUUAGUAUCCUCAUUGUAUAGCUCUCGGUAAUUUUAUAAAGUUUAUCAAAUUAUAUUUAUCAAAUAAAAAUUUUCCUAUUUAAUUGAAAGUGUUUCUCAUUAUUUUAGCAUUUUAAGUU